GUCUCCCUGGGGGUGUCUCCCCUUCUUCCUAGGCUUCUCAGACUCCCUGCUAUGAGCUCUACCUCCCUUUCCACCCUGUACUCCGCUGGUCUCCCAAUUCCUUGCUCCCCUAUGCCUGAGCACGGAGAGAGUCUGAUCGGAGACUGAUGAUGUCACCAAACAUUCCACUUUGGAUUGGCCAAACACCGAGCCAGCCCUGUUAAGUUUCCCCAGGAGGUCCAGUUUCUCUGAAGAUGCCUGACUUGCAGAAAUCUGGGCGGCUGGGCCCCCAGCCCUACCCUAUCCCAAAAGAAUGCCAGAGGUCCUGUUGUCUCCAGAAGGUUCCCAACUGGCCACAGGCUAAGAUGCCGGAGCCCAAACCAGCUGCCAAGAAGCCUGCUGCCAAAGCUAAGGAUGUCCCCAAAAAGCCUACCCCUGAGAAGGAGGCUGCGCCUGCCCCACCCAGUGAGUCGCCCCCUGAGGACCAGUCACCCACUGCCGAGGAGCCCACUGGGAUCUUCUUGAAGAAACCAGAUACUGUGUCUGUAGAGGCAGGGAAGGACGUGGUGAUCACAGCCAAGGUGAACGGGAAGGAGCUCCUCGAACAGCCUGUCAUCAGAUGGUUCAAAGGGAAGUGGCUAGAACUGGGCAGCAAGAGUGGUGCCCGAUUCAGCAUCAAGGAGAGCCAUGACCAGCAGAGCAACGUGUACACGGCCGAGCUGCAGAUCAGAAAGGUGGUUGUGGGUGACCGGGGGGAAUACCGGUGCGAGGUGAAGGCCAAGGAUGCCUGUGACAGCUGCAGUUUCAACAUCGAUGUGGAAGUCCCCAGCCAGGACAGCGGUAACAUCCUGGAGAGCUUCAAGCGCUCAGGUGAAGGGAAGCCUGAAAAGGCGGGAGAACUGGACUUCAGCGGUCUUUUAAAGAAAAGGGAGGUGGUGGAAGAGAAGAAGAAGAAAAAGAAGGAUGAUGAUGACCUGGGCCUGCCCCCCGAGGUCUGGGAGCUGCUGAAAGGCGCCAAGAAGAGUGAGUACGAGAGAAUAGCCUUCCAGUAUGGCAUCACCGAUCUGCGCGGGAUGCUCAAGCGCCUGAAGAAGGCCAAGGUCGAGGUCAAGAAGACCUCAGCAUUCACAAUGAAGCUGGACCCGGCUUACCAGGUAGACAAGGGGAGCAAGAUUAAGCUGGUGGUAGAGAUCAGUGACCCUGACCUGCCCCUCAAGUGGUACAAGAAUGGGCAGGAGAUCAAGCACAGCAGCAAGUACGUGUUUGAGAACGUGGGCAAGAAGAGGAUUCUCACCAUCAACAAGUGCACUCUGGACGAUGAUGCCACCUACGAAGCGGCUGUCAAGGAUGAGAAGUGUGUCACAGAGGUCUUUGUCAAAGAGCCCUCAGUCCUUAUUAUCACACCCCUGGAGGACCAGCAGGUCUUUGUGGGUGACCGCGUGGAGAUGAUGGUGGAGGUGUCAGAGGAGGAAGCCCAGCUCAUGUGGAUGAAGGACGGUGUGGAAAUGACCAAGGAGGAUUCCUACAAGGCUCACUACCGCUUCAAGAAAAAUGGGAAGAAACACCUGCUGAUUUUCACGGAGGUCACCCUAGAGGACAGAGGCCGCUACAUGGUCGUGACCAAUGGUGGCCAGUGUGAGGCAGAUCUCAUUGUGGAGGAGAAGCAGCUGGAAGUGCUUCAGGGCAUUGCAGACCUGACGGUGAAGGCUUCCGAGCAGGCCGUGUUCAAGUGUGAGGUGUCUGAUGAGAAGGUGACCGGAAAGUGGUACAAGAAUGGCAUGGAAGUGCGACCCAGCAAGAGGAUCAGCAUCACCCAUGAUGGCCGAUGCCACAAGCUGGUCAUCAAUGAUGUCCAUCCUGAGGAUGAGGGCGAUUACACAUUUGUGCCGGAUGGCUUUGCCCUGACCUUGUCAGCCAAGCUCAACUUCCUGGAGAUCAAGAUCGAUUGUGUGCCCAAGCAAGAGCCCCCCAAGAUCCACUUGGACUGCUCAGGGAAGACCUCCGAGAACACUAUCAUUGUGGUGGCUGGAAACAAACUCAGGCUAGAUAUGGCCAUCGCAGGAGAGCCUCCUCCCACAGUCACCUGGAUGAAGGGGGAUCAGGUGUUCUCGAACACCGAGGGCCGAGUCCGACUGGAGCGGCGGCCAGACAACAGCAGCUUUGUGAUUGAGGGAGCUGAGCGGGCCGAUGAGGCCAAGUACACCAUCAAGGUCACCAACCCCAUGGGCGAGGACACGGCCUCCGUCUUUAUCAAGGUCGUGGAUGUGCCAGACCCUCCUGAGGCUGUGUGGAUCACGUCAGUGGGGGAGGACUGGGCCAUCUUGGUCUGGGAGCCCCCCAAGUAUGACGGUGGCCAGCCUGUGACCGGGUACCUCAUAGAGAGGAAGAAGAAGGGCUCUCACCGCUGGAUGAAGCUGAAUUUUGAGGUCUUCACGGAAACGACCUAUGAGUCGACCAACAUGAUUGAGGGCAUCUUGUAUGAGAUGCGUGUCUUUGCUGUCAACGCCAUUGGGGUCUCCCAGCCGAGCAUGAACACCAAGCCCUUCAUGCCCAUUGCUCCCACGAGCAAGCCAACACAUCUAAUAGUGGAAGACGUCACUGAUACUACCACCACACUCAAGUGGCGCCCACCAGACAGGAUUGGGGCCGGGGGCAUCGAUGGCUACAUCGUGGAGUACUGUUUGGAAGGCUCUGAAGACUGGGUUGUGGCCAACGCUGAGCCUGUGGAGCGCUGUGGCUUCACGGUCAAAGACUUGCCCACGGGAGCCAGAAUCCUCUUCCGCGUGGUUGGGGUCAACAUCGCUGGCCGCAGUGAGCCAGCCACCCUCGUCCAGCCGGUCACCAUCCGGGUGAUUGCACAACAACCCAAGAUACGGCUCCCAAGACACCUUCGGCAGACUUACAUUCGCCAGGUUGGGGAGCACCUCAAUCUGGUCAUUCCUUUCCAGGGGAAGCCACGGCCCCAGGUGACAUGGACAAAAGGAGGGGCUCCUGUGGACACAUCCCGAGUCCACAUCCGGACCAGUGACAUGGAUACCGUUUUCUUCGUGCGUCAGGCAGCUCGGUCGGACUCUGGGGAGUAUGAACUUAGCGUGCAAAUAGAGAACAUGAAAGACACGGCCACCAUCCGGAUCCGAGUUGUGGAGAAGGCAGGGUCUCCCCAAAACGUGAUGGUGAAGGAGGUCUGGGGUUCCAACGCCCUGGUGGAGUGGCAGCCCCCCAAGGACAAUGGUAACAGUGAGGUCACCGGCUACUUUGUCCAGAAGGCUGACAAGAAGACCAUGGAGUGGUUCACUGUUUAUGAACACAAUCGACCCACCCAGUGCACGGUGUCUGACCUCAUCAUCGGCAAUGAAUACUAUUUCCGAGUGUUUAGUGAAAACAUCUGUGGGCUCAGUGACUCCCCGGGUGUGUCCAAGAACACAGCCAAGAUCCUCAAAACAGGCAUCACUUUCAAACCUCUGGAGUUUCAGGCACAUGACUUCCGCUCGGCCCCCAAGUUCUUGACCCCACUGCUAGACCGGGUUGUGGUGGCAGGAUACACGGCCGCCCUCUUCUGUGCUGUUCGGGGCUAUCCCAAGCCGAAGGUGGUCUGGAUGAAGAACCAAAUGGAGAUUCACGAAGACCCCAAGUUCAUAAUGACCAACCAGCAGGGGAUCCUGACCCUCAGCAUUCGCCGUCCAAGUCCCUUCGAUGGGGGCACCUACUCCUGCCGAGCGGUCAACGAGCUGGGCGAGGCACUGGCCGAAUGCAGGCUGGAGGUCCGAGUGCCACAGUAAUCCUUCCUGAGGGCAGCCAAUGCCCCUCCUGCCCCACUCAGUCUGCUGAGACCCUGAAGAACCUGCCCCUGUACCCUACUCCAUGGCGACCCCUCUCCCUCCAACUGGCUAUGUCAAACACGAGACUUGACUCUG
Messenger RNA from Phascolarctos cinereus (koala), 3893 nucleotides. NCBI's taxonomy places the organism in Eukaryota, Metazoa, Chordata, Mammalia, Diprotodontia, Phascolarctidae. The record is from RefSeq and is a predicted model, not a curated record.